CGCGCGGCGACUGACGAACCGGCUCUGCCCGGGGACCCCUCUCGCUUGCGCCCGGCACUGCACACAAUGGAGGGGCGGACACUCCAGCGCUUCAUGCUGUCUAACUAGUGUAGGAAAACGGCUCCAUUCACCGCCGCCGAAAUGAAGUACAAGAAUCUUAUGGCAAGGGCGUUAUAUGACAAUGUCCCCGAGUGUGCUGAGGAACUGGCCUUUCGCAAGGGAGACAUCCUGACCGUCACAGAGCAGAACACAGGGGAACUGGAAGGAUGGUGGCUGUGCUCCUUGCACGGUCAGCAAGGCAUUGUCCCAGGCAACCGGGUGAAGCUCCUGAUUGGCCCCAUGCAGGAGACCUCCUCUAGCCACGACCAGCCUGCAUCCGGACUAAUGCACCAGACCUUUGGCCAACAGAAGCUCUAACAAGUGCCAAACCCACAGGCUGCUCCUCACGACACCAUCUUCCAAGUACCACCUUCCUACCAAAGUCAGGGAAUUUACCAAGUACCCACUGGCCAUGGCAGCCAAGAACAGAGUGUAUAUCAAGUGCCACCAUCAGUACAGAGAAGCACUGGGAGGACCAAUGGUCCCCACUUAAGUAAAAAGGUGAGUAAGUGACUAAGUGGAUUUUUGUUCCAACUUCUUUUUCUUUUUUUCCCAUUGCACUUGGAGCAAUAGGAUGUUCCCAAAAUAAUAACUUGAAAGUGCAAAGAAGUAAAUAUACUGAGUGUCCUAGCUCAGGCACCAUUUUUGCAUCAUUUCACCAUUCAUCAGUCAGCAAAACUUUCCUGAGUUGCAAGUACCAGGUACUAUUGAUCCACAGCUGCUGUAAGUUCCUGUGUCAUUCUGGGUCAUACUGGAACAUUAAAUUGUUUCUUUCUGAUAGAUCUGCUGCUAGAUCCAGGUUCUGUGCUCACAUUGUUUCCAGUCUUUUCUGUUUCUUCUUUGAAUGGUACAAGACACCAAAUCCUGUACAAGCACAGUAAUGCAGCAAGGACCCUUCCUUGGCCAAAAACUGAAUCAUGACCCCAUUGGCUUGGCUGGACAAAGAGCCCACCAGAAGUAGAGAGAGAAAAGAAGCCGGGAGUAGGUCCUGCCUACCAAUUUGUUCUGUUGGCUCUUAUGGUUUGACUCACUGAAAAGACAUAGAUACACUUGAGUUUGAAAAGAAGCUGUCCUCCUAUCCUUAAAGUAAUUCCUAUGAUAAUGCCUAAGGCAGUGGGUGAUAAUAAGGAGCGUGGACAUGCAGGAAGGCAUCAGUGUUAAAAGAAUUUUAAAAAGUGGGGAGCUCUUCAUCACCCUGUGUAGUCCCAAAUACCAUAGCAAUUUGAGAUAAAUAGAAAUGCAUUAAUUGAAAAAUGAAUAUUGAAUGCCUCGUAUACUUCUGAUGCUUAUGAUACAGUGAUGAAUUCAAGAAUCAACAAAGCCCUGGGGAUGCUUACAUUGUAGUAGGGGAGACACAAGCGAACAUGACAAUGUCAGGUGGGGAUACGUGCUGGGAAGAAAUUAAUGUCAGUGGACUUCUAGGGGUCACGGCCAAAACCAAGAUGAUGCUUUUGUGAAUGUUACAAGGGAUGGAUUUUCUCUUUCAUUUACUAGCAAAUUCUAAUGACUCCUUCAAGGUUUGGUAGUAAGAAUGAGUCAAUUGAACAGAAUAAGAAAAUAUCUCAGAAUUACAGGAGGAAAGAUGCAGUUAGAUACCAGAAACAGCUUGUUGACUCUGACAGCACUAAGUACAGAUGUGCCUUGCCUGAAGAAAAUCUAAUACGAAGUCUAAAUUUACAAAUGCAUAUAAAUUAGGGAAUAUCCAUUUGCAUGAUAUUAGAAUCCUUUGUUUAAAAAAAAAAGGAAAAUAAAGAUUUAUUGUUGAAUUCCUUUAAAUAAAACCACUAAUGCAUUUUCAAA
Molecule: messenger RNA, 1899 nt
Organism: Cynocephalus volans (Philippine flying lemur)
Lineage: Eukaryota; Metazoa; Chordata; Mammalia; Dermoptera; Cynocephalidae
Product: enhancer of filamentation 1-like
Exons: 2
Coding region: 142-417 (91 amino acids)
Biological process (GO): cell migration; cell surface receptor protein tyrosine kinase signaling pathway
Cellular component (GO): plasma membrane; cytoplasm
Molecular function (GO): protein binding
Source: RefSeq, a predicted model, not a curated record